Messenger RNA from Moneuplotes crassus, 1562 nucleotides. The record is from the annotation of a GenBank genome assembly. NCBI's taxonomy places the organism in Eukaryota, Ciliophora, Spirotrichea, Euplotida, Euplotidae.
UUUUGAGGGUUUAGGCAUAACUGAUUUAGACACGAAUGGAUUGGGGAGCAGGUGAUAGCUUGAAAGCAAGGUCUUACGGCCAAGCAAACGAAUAUAAUGAUGCCAAUGAGAGAUUAUCUAAUACUGGAGGUGGCGGAAAGCCUGACAAUGACUGGGACGCUAUCUCAAAAGUUCAACAAGAGGUUAUAAAGAAGGAUAUGGAAAAUCAUACACAGAAGAAUAAUGAGCAAAAGAAGCAAUACUACAGCGUCCUGGAUCGUCAACGUUACGAAAAAUUACAACUAAAGUUAACUGAGGAGCAAAUGAAGCAACGGGAAAUGGCUGAGAUGAAACAGAGAGAAGAAGAGCUUCGUAAGGCUGCUGAAAUGGAGAAGGAUCAGCGUAACAAGUAUCUCGAGUACAUGAACAACAACUACAAAACCACACUUGACUACAAGCGCGAGCGUGAAAGAGAGAAAAAGGAGUCUGACCUUGAGGAAGAACGCAAAAGACUUAAGAUAAUUGAGAAAGAUCUGAAGGAGGAACAGUUCAGAAACCACAAGAAAAAGGAGAACUUCAUGAAAGAAGUUGCAGAAAUAGAGAAUCAUAAGAAACAAAUGAAGGAGUUCGAAAAGCUUAAUAAAAAUCGUGAAAGAGAGGAAUAUCAAGAGCUCUCCAAGAAGAACUACGACCUCGAGGUUGAAAGAGAGAACAAUUAUAAGAAGUUCUUCCAGGACUAUGAAGGAAACAUGAGCAAUAGAAUGUCAAACCAUAUUAAACAUGUUACUGAGCAGAGUAUCGCCAAGCAACAGAAACUUGACAUGAUCGAAGAUAGAAACGAAAAACUCAGAAAAGACUAUCUUGAAGAGAAAGACAGGAAGGAGAGAGAGGAAAGAAUGAGACAGCUCCAAGAGAUGAAUGACCAAAACAAAAGAAUCUUCGAUAAGCUUGACAAGGAGAGAACUGGUAAGAAAGAGAUGUACCAAAGGAUGACUGAACAGAGAAAGAAAGAGGAGGAUGAGUACAGAAAAUAUCAGGAACAACAAAUGCAAGAGGAACAGGAUAGGAAAAAGAUGUACAGAGACGCACUCCAAUACCAGAAGGGUUACAGUGAAUAUAAUAAGAAUGCCUCUAAUCAAAUGACUAAUAUGGAGAAGAAGCUUAAUGCUAAAGAUCUUAGAACUCUUCAAGACAAUAAAGUUGAGUAUGAAGGAAUGGUCCCAGGAAUACAUAAUAUCCAAUCUGUUGGGUCAAAGCCAUUGCUUAGAAAGGCAAAUGAGGAUAUUUACGACCCAUCUAAGAAACAGCCAGAGUUCAUGAUCAAAGACUUUAACAAGAGUUAUAAGGAGCUAAGGACAUCUAUAAAACCUGCUGAAGGUUUUUCAAAAGUGCAUACUACCAAGAAUCAGAACAGGUAUGAUCCAAUCACGAACCCUGUGCCAUUUGUGAACCAGAAUCCUUAUAUUAUGAAGGAGAAGACUAUGAUUGGUGGAGAGGGAAGUAGUAGCUUGAUUAACCACAGCAACAGAAGAUCUCAGAGAUCCUUGUUAUCAGCUACAGCCGAAAAGAAUAUUUUAAUCUAG